CUUCAGUAUUUAUGUUUUGUGGUUGCAAUUAUUGGAAAAGCCAUUCAAAAGUCAAAAAAAAAGACAAAAACUUAAACAAAACUGUUGCAUGGUAGAAGAAUUGUAUUUUUGGAAUCAUUUCUCUGUUACAGUUACUUAUAAAAGACUUUGGGCCUUUUGUGUUUCAAAGCAUGAAUUAUUUCUUAGGGAUAUUUUUUUUCUAAUACUGGCACCAGCUCUAGAUCUGUCAAUCAAGACACCAUCGUAUCGUUUGGCGUUUUAGGAAUGUGUCAAAAAAGGAACUCGAUUAUAAUUAUGUGAUUAAGUAACUUAUAUCGCGUUUUCGUCUGGUUCUGGGCAUUUUUCCACAAUAUUAGUAUACGUUUUGCGUCUACAAAUACAUCGCUUGGAUAGAAAUACACAUGUUUACUAAAGAAGAUGACAAUUCUGGAGAAUGAAGUGAUUUCUAUGCGCAACAAAUUAUCACUAUCCAAAAGGAAGUAUAAGAACAGCGAGCAGAUCAAGCGAAAAUAUCUGUACGAGGAAGAGGACUUACCUGCUAAGAGGCAAGUCUUUGGGGAAAUGAUAAACGGGUAUCGCUCUGAUCAGAGGAACAAUGGAGAUGUCCUUCAAGACUCUCCUGUCGCCACUUUGUCAAAUAUGGGCAAUACUUGUUUCCUAAACAGUGUGAUCUAUACUUUACGUUUUGCCCCGACAUUUCUUCAUAACCUUCACCACCUUAUUGGGGAUUUAGCCUUGGUUAAUUCUAAAUUCAACCAGCACAAAGCUAAAACAUCUUCCUUAGGCAGGAAUAUAGGAGCACUAACUGGACCAAGCUCACGUAGUACCAGCAGUAAGGAUCUGUUAUCAAUCGGCAGCUUAUGUGACAUCAUACCAAAAUCAAAAGUUCAAAUUGUGACUGAAAAACUGCACGAGCUAUUUGUCACAAUGCAUAAUCUUGAACUAAAAGAUUCUACUGAUCCAUAUCAGCCUGUUGCAUUCUUACAAGCUGUAAGGGAAGCUAAUUCUAUCUUUGAAGGAAACAAUCAGCAAGAUGCUCAUGAGCUAUUAGUGUAUUUACUAGAUAACAUCAGAGAAACGUGCGACAUCCUUACGCAGCAGGUUCAUCAAUAUCCAGACCUGAUGAACGAAGCUGAAUCAAUGUCACCUGUAAACAAUAGUAAAAUUUGGAAUGUUAGAAGGUCAUGGAAAAAAACAUUAAAAAAGGACAAAAAUGCCAAGGAUGCAAUUUCAGAAGAACAAGGAAACGGAUCGAAUGCAACAGAUUUUGAGGAUUCUUCAACUGUCGAUAGUAAUAAUGUAGGCAAUAGAAGAAGAAUUGGAUACAACUUUGUUGCGGAAGAUUUUGAAGGCAUCACACUUCGCCGCACUAAAUGCUUAGAAUGUGAAAGUAUUACAGAAAGGAAAGAGCCAUUUUAUGAUAUUCCAGUUCCUAUCAUAUCUUUGAAGGACAAUAUAGACGUUUUAAAUGAAUGUGACAUAUUUAGGAAAGCGUGCGUUACAACUGAAAAACUGUGUGAUGCUAACAAAUAUCUAUGCGAAAACUGCGAACGCUAUAAUGAGGCCAGCAGAGAAGUACUCUUUGAAAAGCUACCUAACAUCAUGGUAUUACAACUGAAGCGGUUCACUACCUCCUCUAUGGGGGUUCAAAAAGUCAACACCUACGUACCAACUCCAUUAGAAAUAGAAUGCUUCUGUCAGAGUUGCUGCAUAGAAGAUAAUAUAGAAUCAUCAGUUCGUCAUAAAUACCAGCUGUGCUGUGUAAUUAUGCAUCUCGGCGGGACCAUGGCUUCUGGUCAUUAUAUUGCUUAUGUAAAAGCUUCAGACCACCUGGAAGACUAUGCAGAUUGUACUAGGGAUAUACCAAAAGGGAGCUUGUCAGCCAGCAGUAGCGAGAAAUCUCUUAAUAUCCUGAAAUUUCUGAAACCCAAGGCACUGAGUAAUGCUCUUAUUGAUAAAAAUGGGCUAUCCUCAAAAUGCGUCAUGAACGGUGUCAGAAUGUGCAAAAGUAUAGAUUGCUGCAGUGUCAGGUUGAACACCAAUGUCAUUGAAAAUUCCAUAAACUGCUACUCCAGAAAAAUCGGUCAAGAUUACUAUUCGACAAAUGCGGCAAAUGAAGAUAUGUGGCUGGAAUGCGAUGAUGAAAGUGUAAGGCCUCUCACAACACAAGAAUUUAAGGAAGAGCUCGGAUUCAAGGCAAACUCCACAUCUACACCGUAUUUACUUUUUUAUGCAAAGAUGCCAGACGUUGCUUUAGACUAAUGAUAACUGCUUUGGGUAGAAAUAUUACACAUAUGCAUUAUUUACUUUUUUCAUGAGUACAAAUUCAGAUAGUAAAUUAUUGUGAUACCACAAUACUUUCGUUGAAAUUCAUAGGACAAAAGUAUUUAAAUGUAUAUCUUUACAUUAGCGAUGCAUUUUUGUAUCUGGUUAUAUACCAUGUAAUAUUUAUAGUUUCAUUCAUUUGAAUCUCCAUAUUUCUGCCUAAACUGGGGUUAUGUUGUACAUACAUAUUAUCUUUUGUCAGUUACUUGUAUUUCAGAAAUAAACAGCUUUA
Messenger RNA from Acanthoscelides obtectus, 2557 nucleotides. The record is from the annotation of a GenBank genome assembly. Lineage: Eukaryota; Metazoa; Arthropoda; Insecta; Coleoptera; Chrysomelidae.